Solanum tuberosum (potato) is the source of this 2646-nucleotide messenger RNA. Its product is annotated as vesicle-fusing ATPase. Gene Ontology annotation, molecular function: ATP binding; ATP hydrolysis activity. Gene Ontology annotation, biological process: SNARE complex disassembly; intra-Golgi vesicle-mediated transport; Golgi to plasma membrane protein transport. Gene Ontology annotation, cellular component: Golgi stack. NCBI's taxonomy places the organism in Eukaryota, Viridiplantae, Streptophyta, Magnoliopsida, Solanales, Solanaceae. The record is from RefSeq and is a predicted model, not a curated record. Bases 117 to 2348 code for a protein of 743 amino acids. The transcript has 21 exons.
GGAACUGAACCCGCGUUCAUUUUCCUUAAGAGCCAAGAAAAUGACCAAAGAUUUCUAAAAAAAUUUGAUUUAAAUUCAUACGUUGAUCUUUUCUUGUUCAAGAAUCUUGAACAAGAAUGGCAGGGAGGUAUGGUUCUUCCGGCGGAGUUGCAUCGACGACGAUGAACGUAACUAAUACGCCGGCGAAAGAUCUUGCUUACACCAAUUGUGGAUAUUGUUCUCCUACAGAUCUCAGAAAUUUUCUUGUUCCGGGAUCUAAGUUCGCUUAUGCACUCAUCGCCGAUGCUUUUGUUCUCACUCUUGCUGCCCACGACGCCAUUCCUAAUGGUCAACUUGGUCUUAAUGCGAUUCAAAGACGUUAUGCCAAAGUUUCCACUGGAGACGCUAUAUCUGUUAGCAGAUUUGUUCCACCUGAGGACUUCAACCUUGCUUUACUUACCCUUGACUUGGAGUUUGUGAAAAAAGGGACCAAAGAGGAGCAGGUGGAUGCAGUUUCUUUAGCUAAUCAAGUUCGCAAGAGAUUUGCCAAGCAGAUUAUGACAACUGGGCAAAAGGUGACAUUAGAGUAUCAUGGCAAUGGUUAUAUAGUCACUGUGAAUCAAGCUACUGUGGAGGGGCAAGAAAAAUCUAAUGUUGAAAGAGGGAUGGUUUCAGCUGACACAUACAUUAUAUUUGAAGCCGCAAACUCCAGUGGAAUAAAGAUUGUCAACCAGCGUGAAGCUGCUAGCAGCAGCAUCUUUAGGCAGAAAGAAUUCAAUCUUGAAUCAUUGGGUAUAGGUGGUCUGGGUGCAGAGUUUUCUGAUAUUUUUCGAAGAGCUUUUGCUUCCAGGGUUUUCCCUCCCCAUGUGACGAGCAAGCUUGGUAUCAAGCAUGUUAAGGGAAUGCUUCUCCAUGGACCUCCUGGUACAGGGAAGACUCUAAUGGCUCGGCAGAUUGGCAAAAUGCUAAAUGGCAAGGAACCUAAGAUUGUCAAUGGACCUGAAGUGUUAAGCAAGUUUGUCGGUGAAACUGAAAAAAAUGUGAGGGAUUUGUUUGCUGAUGCUGAGCAAGACCAAAAAACCAAAGGUGACCAAAGUGAACUGCAUGUUAUCAUUUUUGAUGAGAUUGAUGCAAUCUGUAAGUCUAGAGGAUCAACUAGAGAUGGAACUGGUGUGCAUGAUAGCAUUGUUAACCAGCUCCUAACCAAGAUAGAUGGGGUGGAAUCUCUGAAUAAUGUUUUGCUCAUUGGAAUGACAAAUAGGAAAGAUCUGCUUGACGAAGCACUUAUGAGGCCAGGACGACUAGAAGUCCAAGUGGAGAUAAGCCUUCCUGAUGAAAAUGGUCGACUACAAAUUCUCCAGAUUCAUACAAAUAAGAUGAAAGAGAAUUCCUUUCUUUCUCCUGAUGUGAACUUGCAAGAACUUGCUGCACGGACAAAAAAUUAUAGUGGUGCUGAGCUUGAAGGUGUAGUCAAAAGUGCAGUAUCCUAUGCAUUGAACAGGCAACUAAGCAUGGAUGAUCUUACCAAACCAGUGGAUGAGGAGAGUAUAAAAGUCACUAUGGAUGACUUUUUGUAUGCUAUUAAUGAAGUAAGACCUGCAUUUGGUGCUUCCACUGAUGACCUUGAACGGUGCAGACUUAAUGGCAUUGUGGAUUGUGGUGAACGACAUCAACACAUUUACAGAAGAACUAUGCUACUGGCAGAACAAGUUAAAGUCAGCAGGGGGAGCCCCCUUAUUACAUGUCUUCUGGAAGGCCCAAGUGGAAGUGGCAAGACUGCAAUGGCAGCAACAGUGGGAAUUGAAAGUGAUUUUCCCUAUGUCAAGAUAAUUUCUGCUGAAACUAUGAUUGGGCUCAGUGAAAGCAGCAAAUGUUCUCAGAUAGUCAAGGUAUUUGAGGAUGCAUACAAGUCACCACUUAGUAUAGUUGUCCUUGAUGGGAUUGAAAGACUUCUGGAAUAUGUUCCAAUUGGCCCUCGAUUUUCAAAUUUGAUUUCUCAAACGCUGAUGGUGCUCCUUAAACGGCUUCCUCCUAAGGGUAAAAAGAUUCUUGUGAUUGGAACUACUAGUGAAUCCGGUUUCUUGGACUCAGUUGGCCUUUGUGAUGCCUUCUCAGUCACAUACCAUGUUCCAACACUAAAGACAGAAGAUGCCAAGAAGGUGUUGCAACAACUUGAUGUCUUUGCAAGCGAUGACGUUGAUUCUGCUGCUGAGGCCUUAAAUGAUAUGCCCAUCAAGAAACUAUACAUGGUUGUUGAAAUGGCUGCUCAGGGUGAACAUGGUGGGACAGCAGAAGCCAUCUAUUCUGGGAAAGAAAAGAUCAAUAUCGCACAUUUCUAUGAUUGCCUUCAAGAUAUUGUUCGAUAUUGAGUGUGUGGUCUCGAGUAAUUUAAGUAGGAACCGUGGUUUUCCUGUGAGUCCUUUACAUCUUACACACCCGUUGAUGGGGUUCUUCUAUUCACGAGUUAUUCAGAGGUAUUUAUUGGUGAUUUACGGAAGUAUUUGUUAGAGCUCAUUCAAAACUUACAUUCGCUUUCUAAUAUCUGCUACUCUCCUUUUCUUUUCCUUUUGGUGUGCCAGUGUAUUGUAAUCUCUGUUGAGUUGAACAUUGCACCUAAUACGAAUAUUUUCCUGGUAAAGCAAUUAAUUGAUAUCGGUUGAACAUGUA